Molecule: messenger RNA, 1088 nt
Organism: Cetraspora pellucida
Lineage: Eukaryota; Fungi; Glomeromycota; Glomeromycetes; Diversisporales; Gigasporaceae
Source: the annotation of a GenBank genome assembly
AACAGAGCAAGCUUCUGAUUACAAAUCCUGCAAUUAAUGAAUUGCUCAAAAAUAUUAAUAUAGCUGGCUCUGAUUUAAUGGCCUCUUCCCAAUCAUAUGCUCAUAUGCAUAAUAAAAUAUGUGCUGUUAUCCUUUAUGAUAGUUUCUCUUCUCUAUUUAUUACUAUAAAUUCUGCCAAUCUUCACAGCCCUAUUGUUAUAAUGUAUGCUAGAAAUAAGAUUAAUUUUGAAAAUAUAUCUCCUAAAAAUUUUUUAAAAACUACAGAAAGAGCUCAACUAGUGCAUCUUGAUCCUUUAGCUGUUACCAAAUAUUUUAACAUUAUAAUCAGAUGCAUUUUAGAUAUUAUUGUUGGGUAUGGUAAAGAGCAAGAUGGUGUUUUUGUGGACAAAGAUGUUCAAUGCUUUAUUGAAGAUAUUGAUGAGUCUAGUAAUGACUCAACUACUAAUAAUGAUCAUAAUCAAGAUGAAGCAAAUAAGUUAUUUUUUAUAUUAUCAUUUAGCAGAAAAUUAACCAUUGCAAAUCUUCAUAUUGAUUACCAGUUCAAAGGUUCAUCUUUAUGUAAAAUAUGUUUAUACAAUUAUGCUACUAUUAUUAAAAAAUAUGAUUUUACAAAUAGCCAUCAUGAAUCAGAAGACAGACAUUCUCAGAACAAAUCACAUAUCCAAAAAAGUAGAAAUAAAGAAUCUGAAAAGAAUUAUUGUAUCAAUGUUCAGAAGUACAGUGCCAAUAAUGAACCAAAUGUUUUGGAUAAUGAUAAUAUAAUGAUGGAUAACCCUUCUAAUGAAGACUUACCUAAUUUUGAUCCUGCAAAAAUUAUUAGAUCUGACCUGAAAAAUGUGAGAAUGUUACUAUUAUAUCUUAUUGGUGCAGGUGGCAUAGGUAAAUUUAAAAUUAUUGAUGCUAUCUCUUCUUACUUUAAAUGCUGUUCACAACAAAAUACUCUUCUUGUCCUAGCUUCAACAGGAAGUGCUGCUGCAAAAAUUAAAGGAAAUACUCUUCAUUCCAUGUGUGGAUUUGGUUUUAAAGAAUUCUUUAAAGAUAAGCAUAGUUUGUCUGAAGAUUUAUUACAGCAACUCCAGAAAUAUUAG